This is a messenger RNA of Ailuropoda melanoleuca (giant panda), 6865 nucleotides long. Its product is annotated as KIAA1217 ortholog. The record is from RefSeq and is a predicted model, not a curated record. The coding region runs from base 152 to 5776 and encodes 1874 amino acids. The transcript is spliced from 19 exons. NCBI's taxonomy places the organism in Eukaryota, Metazoa, Chordata, Mammalia, Carnivora, Ursidae. Gene Ontology annotation, cellular component: cytoplasm.
CACCGGAGUGGAGAAUAGUUUGGGGUGGGGUUUCGCACGGUCCCCUCCCCCCCCCACCCCCGGGCCCCCUUCCAGGCGCUUUCUGGGAGCUUUCAGAACUGCGCUCUGAACUUUAAAGAGCAGCGAGGAGCUUGUGCCGCAGGCAGGGACAAUGGAAGAAAAUGAAAGCCAGAAAUGUGAGCCGUGCCUUCCUUACUCAGCAGAAGGCAGACAGAAGCAGGAACAAGGAAAAAGCAAUCUCCAUGUGACGUCAUUAGAAGAUGCAGAAUGCCGCAGAACCAAGGAACGCCUUUCUAAUGGGAACAGUCGUGGUUCAGUUUCCAGGUCUUCCCGCAAUAUCCCCAGGAGACACACUCUAGGUGGGCCCCGAAGUUCCAAAGAAAUCCUGGGAAUGCAAACGUCUGAGAUGGACAGGAAGAGAGAAGCUUUCCUGGAACAUCUGAAGCAGAAAUACCCCCAUCAUGCCACCGCUAUCAUGGGCCACCAAGAGAGGCUGAGAGACCAGACAAGAAGUCCCAAACUGUCUCAUAGUCCCCAACCUCCCAAUUUGGGCGACCCAAUCGAGCAUUUAUCAGAGACGUCUGGUGAUUCUUUGGAAGCCAUGUCUGAGGGAGAAGCUCCGAGUCCUUUUUCCAGAGGCAGCCGAACUCGAGCGAGCCUUCCAGUGGUGAGGUCGACCAACCAGACGAAAGAAAGAUCUCUGGGGGUUCUCUAUCUCCAGUACGGGGAUGAAACCAAGCAGCUCAGGAUGCCGAACGAAAUCACAAGUGCAGACACGAUCCGUGCUCUCUUCGUAAGUGCCUUUCCACAGCAGCUCACCAUGAAAAUGCUGGAAUCACCCAGUGUCGCCAUUUACAUCAAAGAUGAAAGCCGAAAUGUCUAUUAUGAACUAAACGAUGUAAGGAACAUUCAGGACAGAUCGCUCCUCAAAGUGUACAACAAGGACCCUGCACAUGCAUUCAACCACACAUCGAAAACUGUGAACGGAGACAUGAGGAUGCAGAGAGAGAUUGUUUAUGCAAGAGGAGAUGGCCCUGGCGCCUCUCGACCUGGAUCCACAGCUCAUCCGCCCCAUGCCAUUCCAAAUUCUCCACCAUCCACGCCUGUGCCCCAUUCCAUGCCUCCUUCCCCAUCCAGAAUUCCGUACGGGGGCACCCGGCCCAUGGUUGUUCCCGGCAACGCCACCAUCCCCAGGGACAGACUCUCCAGCCUGCCAGUCUCUAGAUCCAUCUCACCCAGCCCCAGCGCCAUUUUGGAAAGAAGAGACGUAAAGCCGGAUGAAGACAUGAGUGGCAAGAACAUUGCGAUGUACCGAAACGAGGGCUUCUAUACCGAUCCUUACCUUUAUCACGAGGGACGGAUGAGCAUAGCCUCUUCCCACGGCGGGCACCCGCUGGACGUCCCCGAUCACAUCAUCGCGUAUCACCGCACGGCAAUCCGCUCGGCGAGUGCCUACUGCAACCCUUCUUUGCAAGCGGAAAUGCAUAUGGAGCAGUCGUUGUACAGACAGAAAUCGAGGAAAUAUCCAGAUAGCCACUUGCCUACCCUGGGCUCCAAAACACCCCCCGCCUCUCCGCACCGAGUCAGCGACCUGAGAAUGGUGGACAUGCACGCCCACCAUAAUGCCCACGGGCCCCCUCACACCUUGCAGCCAGAUCGGGCCUCCCCCAGCCGCCAGACCUUCAAGAAGGAGCCAGGCACCCUGGUGUAUAUUGAGAAGCCACGGACGACUCCAGGAUUAGCCGGCAUUGUGGACUUCGGCCCUCCUCUAGUUGAGAAGCAGGUGUUUGCCUACAGCACAGCUACAAUACCCAAAGAUAGAGAGACCAGAGGGGGUGUGAGAAAUACGAUCUGGACGUUCAGUGACUUGGCGCUUUAUUACAACCACUAUCCCGUUUGCCGCCAAAAGGCCCCGCUGAGGCUGAUUUCUUUUGUUCGACAGCUGCAGAACCAGGAGCUGCUGAAGGCAAUGAUGAAGAAGGCUGAGCUGGAGAUCAACGGCAAAGUGAUUGAAACAAUGAAGAGGCUGGAGGACCCCGUGCAGCGACAGCGUGUCCUGGUGGAACAGGAGAGACAGAAGUACCUGCGCGAAGAGGAGAGGAUCGUGAAGAAGCUGUGUGAGCUGGAAGACUUUGUUGAAGACUUGAAGAAGGACUCCACAUCAGCCAGCCGAGUGGUCACUCUAAAAGACGUGGAAGACGGGGCUUUCCUCCUGCGACAAGUGGGAGAAGCUGUAGCUACCCUGAAAGGAGAAUUUCCAACCCUACAAAACAAGAUGCGAGCCAUCUUGCGGAUAGAGGUGGAGGCCGUGCGGUUUCUGAAGGAGGAGCCCCACAGGCUGGACAGUCUGCUCCAGAGGGUGCGGGGCAUGACCGACACCUUGACCAUGUUGCGGAGACGUGUCACCGACGGGCUCUUGAAGGGUGCAGAUGCCGCCCAGGCCGCUCAGUAUGUGGCCAUGGAGAAGGCCACGGCCGCCGAAGUCCUGAAGAGCCAGGAGGAGGCACCCCACGCCUCGGGCCAGCCCCUCCACGCGGCAGGAGUCCCCGGCGAUGUGAAGUCGGAAGUGGUGCCCUUGACCGUUCACCACGCACAGAGCUCCUCUGUGGUCGUCCAGCCCUCCCAGCUCUCCGCUGCCCUGCUGAACCCUGCCCAGCACCUGCCUGCCGGGACCGGUCCUCACCCAGCCAGCCCUCCAGCCGCCGCACAGGAGGGGAGCUCCACGCUGUCGCCCGCUCAGGCCCCGCAGUCCCCACAGACACCCAUGAACGGUUCCACCAUGCAGAGUUUGUUCAUCGAGGAAAUCCACAGCGUGAGCGCCAAGAACAGGGCGGUGUCUAUCGAGAAAGCAGAAAGGAAAUGGGAAGAGAAGAGGCAAAACCUGGACCACUAUAAUGGGAAAGAGUUUGAGAAGCUGCUAGAAGAAGCUCAGGCCAAUAUCAUGAAGUCAAUUCCAAACCUGGAGAUGCCACCAGCCAUGGGCCCACAACCAAAGGGCGAUGCCCCAGGAGACAAGCUAGAACUUUCAGAAGACUCUCCAAAUUCAGAACAAGACUUGGACAAGCUGGGGGGUAAGUCCCCACCUCCUCCUCCCCCGCCCCCUCGGCGGAGCUACCUGCCAGGAUCAGGGCUCACCACCACGAGGUCCGGCGAUGUGGUCUACACCAGCAGGAAGGAGAACACCACCGCUAAGGCAAGCAGUGAAGAUGCUGGACCAAGCCCCCAGGCUAGAGCCACAAAAUAUCCAACGGAGGAGCCUGCUUCUGCCUGGACCCCACCCCCACCACCAGUCACUACCUCCUCCUCGAAGGACGAGGAGGAAGAAGAGGAAGGAGACAAAAUAAUGGCAGAACUCCAGGCAUUCCAGAAGUGUUCCUUUAUGGAUGUAAAUUCAAACAGUCAUGCUGAGCAGUCCCGGGCUGACAGUCACGUUAAAGACACUAGGCCGGGGGCCACGGUCCCACCCAAGGAGAAGAAGAAUUUGGAAUUUUUCCAUGAAGACCUGCGGAAAUCUGAUGUUGAAUAUGAAAAUGGCCCCCAAAUGGAAUCCCGAAAGGUUACCUCAGGGGUUCUUGGACCUCUUGACCAUCCUAAGUGGGAAAUGGCAAUGGGGAAUGGUAUUUCUGAGGCAUCACGAACCUCAGAGUACAAAACAGACGUCCUAAAGAAGGAAAAUUCCAUAUCCAACAAGAGUUUAUUUAGAGACAGUAGAAACUAUUCCCAGAAAAACGUGUCUAAGGUCAACUCCAGCUACCCUGGCACGAGUCCGUCGGAAGUUGAAAUAGACAAAGGACCUAAGAGCUCUGGACCACAGUACCCUGUAUCUGACAGUGAGCAGAAGACAAAUUAUGGAAAAGCAAAGGAGAUGAUGAGUCUGGAAGGACCAGAAAAUACGGAUAGGUGUGACCUUCCCUCUCCCACUAGGUCAACUGAAUUGAGCCCGUGUGAUGUCAAAACUCAAGAUCAGGGGGUUCCCAUGACGGAGUUCGGCCAGGUCGUUCUAAGACCCAAGGGGGCGCGGCAUGCGAACGUGAACGCCGGCGAGGACAGGGAGUCGACCCCAAGUUCUCCCACCGAGGAAAAUGCGACCCCCGACAACAUUGCCUUCAUGAUUACCAAAACCGCAGUGCAGGUGCUCUCUAGUGGGGAGGUCCGCGACAUCGUGAGCAAAAAGGGGGAAGAUGUACAGACGGUUAAUAUUGAUGCCAAAAAAGAGACAACUUCCCAACAGGGAGGAACUGAAAACGAAGAGCCAGUCGUGUGCCUGGACAAGAAACCAGUUAUCAUCAUUUUUGACGAACCCAUGGACAUCCGGUCCGCAUAUAAGAGACUUUCGACCAUAUUCGAGGAGUGCGAUGAGGAAUUAGAGAGAAUGAUGACAGAGGAAAAGAUAGAGGAGGAGGAAGAGGAGGAAAACGGAGACCCAGCGGUCCAGAACAACAGGUCUGGAAAGUUCCCUGGGGAGGCGGCCUCCGGCAGCCACGGACCCGCACAGCAGGCUGACCGUGAACGACAGCCACACUGCCCGUCGGCCGAGGCUGACACAUCAGGAAGACGGGAAAUGAAUAAAAGGGAGCAAGGCAAGUUCAACCAAGCAGAUACUCCAAGUUCAGAAAGCAAGGGCGAUGGGGCAGAUGACCAGUUUGAAAACCCCAAGAAGAAGUUUAAGUUCAAAUUCCCUAAAAAGCAGCUGGCGGCCCUCACUCAGGCGAUUCGCACAGGAACCAAGACGGGGAAGAAGACCUUGCAGGUGGUGGUCUACGAGGAGGAGGAGGAGGACGGCACCUUGAAGCAGCACAAGGAAGCCAAGCGAUUUGAAAUCACUAGGUCCCAAGCUGAAGACACCCCCAAGAGCGUGCUGAGGAGGCAAGAGCCACCCAGUCCGGAGAGCACAGCUCUGAUUUCCAGAACUGAUGAAAUUAGAAAGAAUACCUACAGGACGCUGGACAGCCUGGAGCAGACCAUCAAACAGCUCGAAACCACCAUCAGUGAAAUGAGUCCAAAAGCCCUAGUUGACACUUCAUGCUCUUUCCACAGAGAUUUUGUUGCCAGCUCACCCCACAUGGCCCCAGAGGCCUCUCCCCGCUCCCUGCUAGCUCUGGAUGAAGCUCCCACUGCCCCAGAGCCCCCCUCGUCCAUACCUGCGGCUUCACGUAAGGGCUCCACUGGGACCCCGCCGACGAGCAGGAUGCCAGUCCCCAUGAGCUCCAAGGGCAGACCCGGAAGCCUGGACAAGCCUGGCAAGCAGUCCAAACUGCAGGAUCCCCGCCAAUAUCGUCAGGCUAAUGGAAGUGCUAAGAAAGCUGGUGGGGACUGUAAGCCUACUUUCCCCUCCUUACCUGCUUCUAAGAUUCCAGCCCUUUCUCCCAGCUCUGGGAAAAGCAGUUCUCUACCCUCUUCUAGUGGUGACAGCUCUAACUUGCCUAUUCCACCCACUACUAAACCACCGGUUACUUCUAACCCUCUCAGCCCCCAGACAGGACGGUCUGCUCCGUCUGCCUCCCUCAUCCCUUCUGUCUCUAAUGGCUCCUUAAAGUUUCAGAGCCCCACUCAUGCAGGUAAAGGCCACCAUCUCUCAUUCUCACUGCAGACUCACAACGGCCGAGCAGCCCCUCCCUCCUCCUCCUCCUCCCCGCCCUCCCCCGCCUGCCCCACUUCACUGAAUCAAGGUGCCAAGAGCAUCAGAACCAUCCACACUCCCGGCCUCACCAGCUACAAGGCACAGAACGGAAGUUCAAGCAAAGCCACCCCAUCCACAGCAAAAGAAACCUCUUAAAGGCCAAAUCCUGUUAGGCACAAGUCGGAGUUACAUUUAAAAAAAUAUAUAUUUUUUUUUUCAACAACUGUUUUCCCAAAAGAAUGUACCAUAUUGCUGUACUGUUUGAGGCUUCACGCUAAGUAUGUGCUAAAUACUGGAUGACUAGAUUUCAGUAAAGCUCGUUUGUUUUUUUUACUCUGUUGCUGUUGUAAUUACAUAGUGUUUACUGUCUAUAUUCGAUACCUGUUACGUGAAGUAAGCAUGUGUUACGAAGAGUGGCUGGCAGGAGAGAAGGGUGCGUGUGAGAUGGGGGGGGAAAUGUAUUCAGCAUGUAAAACAUGUAUGAUUCCAGAAUUUUAGUAUGUUUUGUACAAAAAUAUUUUUCAUUACGGAGACUAGACGUGAACAGAGAAAUACACAAGUGUGACUAUACAAAUUGUAAAACAGAUACUAUAAUAUUUCCUUUUAUUUUAGUGUUAUUUAGCUUUAUUACAGAUUUCUAUUUUUGUCAAAACUUCAUGGUUCCUUUCGAGAUCUUUUUUGCCAAAAACAUUUUGAUACUAUAGCAUUGUACAUGUGAAAGUAGUGUGCUAGGCGAUAUGCCCGUGAACCUCUACACAGCCGACCCCGAGGCCCGUGGAGAAGGCAGUUUAGCACACCAGUUACACUGCCAUGAAAAUUAGGUAUGAUAAUUUGCAGCCCAAGCAAGCGAGCUUUCUUUGCUUUUCUUUCCUUCUCUUUUUUCUUUUCUUCUCCUUUUUUUUUUUUUAACAUAUUGGAAUUCUCUAGUUGCUUUCCUUGCAGUAUCGAACCCCUUCCUUUGUUUUCGGAGACCUGGUAACCCACACAAUUGCAUUGUGGAUUUUAACAUGUACACUUCUGUACGGUUCUGUCAACUGCUCAACUUUUGUACAUAUAUAAAUAGACAUCCGAAAUACUGUAUGUGACCGCACAGAGUAGUUUUCCCACACCAAAGUUAAUUUUUAUGCAUGCUUUAAAACUCUAUCUCGGGACGGGCAGAAAUGGGGGCUCCCCAUACAUUUUUAAAAAGCAACAAGUUUGCACAGCUAGAGUGUUUUUGUAAAUAAAUGUAUUUGUAUAACACAA